AUGGGAAGUAUAGACGUACCAGGCGGAUUGGUCACCGGAGGCCCAGUUGUUGGCCAAUUCGAAAUCGUUGUUCCCGAAGGCGUUAUAGGAGACGAAACUGUUGAUCCAGGAGAUCCUGGGUCCGAAUCAGUUGACCCGAAAGAAGCGCCUGAAGACGAGGCUGUUGAUCCGGAAGUUGCGCCUGAAGACGAAGCUGUUGAUUCAGAAGGAGCGCCUGAAGACGAAGCUGUUGAUUCAGAAGGUGCGCCUGAAGACGAGACUGUUGAUUCGGAAGGAAGGCCUGAAGACCAAACUGUUGAUCCCGAGGUUGCAACCGAAGACGAGGCUGUUGAUCCGGAAGGAGCUCCUGAAGUCGAAGCUGUUGAACCAGUAGGAGCGCCUGAAGACCAAACUGUUGAUCCGGAAGGAGCGCCUGAAGACCAAACUGUUGAUCCCGAGGUUUCGCCUGAAGACGAGGCUGUUAAUCCAGUGGUAGCGCCUGACGUCGAAGCUGUUGAACCAGUAGGAGCGCGUGAGGACGAGGCUGUUGAUCCGGUUAGAGCACCUGAAGACGAGGCUGUUGAUUCGGAAGGAGCGCCCGAAGACCAAACUGUUGAUCCGGAAGGAGCGCCUGAAGACGAGGCUGUUGAUCCGGAAGGAACAUCUGAAGACCAAACUGUUGAUUCGGAAGGAGGGCCUGAAGACCAAACUGUCGUUCCGGAGGUUGCGCCUGGAGACGAGGCUGUUGGUCCAGAAGGAGCGCCUGAAGACGAAGCUGUUGAUUCAGAAGGUGCGCCUGAAGACGAGACUGUUGAUUCGGAAGGAGGGCCUGAAGACCAAACUGUUGUUCCGGAGGUUGCGCCUGAAGACGAGGCUGUUGAUCCAGAAGGAGCGCCUGAAGACGAAGCUGUUGAUUCAGAAGGUGCGCCUGAAGACGAGACUGUUGAUUCGGAAGAAGCGCCUGAAGACCAAACUAUUGAUCCCGAGGUUGCAACUGAAGACGAGGCUGUUGAUCCGGAAGGAGCUCCUGAAGUCGAAGCUGUUGAACCAGUAGGAUCGCCUGAAGACCAAACUAUUGAUCCGGAAGGAGCGCCUGAAGACCAAACUGUUGAUCCCGAGGUUUCGCCUGAAGACGAGGCUGUUGAUCCAGUGGUAGCGCCUGACGUCAAAGCUGUUGAACCAGAAGGAGCGCCUGAGGACGAGGCUGUUGAUCCGGUUAGAGCGCCUGAAGACGAGGCUGUUGAACCAGUAGGAGCUCCUGAAGACGAGGCUGUUGAUCCGAAAGGAGAGUCUGAAGACCAAACUGUUGAUUCGGAAGGAGCGCCUGAAGACCAAACUGUUGAUCCUAAGGUUGCGCCUGAAGACGAGGCUGUUGAUCCGGAAGGAGCAUCUGAAGACCAAACUGUUGAUUCGGAAGGAGCACCUGAAGACCCAACUGUUGAUCCCGAGGUUGCGCCUGAAGACGAAGCUGUUGAACCAGUAGGAGCACCUGAAGACGAGGCUGUUGUUCCGGAAGGAGAGUCUGAAGACCAAAAUGUUGAUUCGGAAGGAGCGCCUGAAGACCAAACUGUUGAUCCCGUGGUUUCGCCUGAAGACGAGGCUGUUGAUCCAGAAGGAGCUCCAGAAGGCGAGGCUGUUGAUCCGGAAGGAGCUCCAGAAGGCGAGGCUGUUGAUCCCGAGGUUGCGCCUGAAGACGAGGUUGUUGAUCCGGAAGGCGCGCCUGAAGACGUAGUUGUUGAUCCGGAGGUGGCGCCUGAAGACGUGGCUGUUGAUCCAGUAGGAGCGCCUGAAGACGAAGCUGUUGAACCAGUAGGAGCUCCUGAAGACGAGGCUGUUGAUCCGGAAGGAGCGCCUGAAGACCAAACUGUUGAUCCGGAGGUUGCGCCUGAAGACGAGGCUGUUGAUCCGGAAGGGGCUCCUGAAGGCGAGGCUGUUGAUCCCAAGGUUGCGCCUGAAGACGAGGUUGUUGAUCCGGAAGGAGCGCCUGAAGACCAAACUGUUGAUCCGGAGGUUGCGCCUGAAGACGAGGCUGUUGAUCCGGAAGGGGCUCCUGAAGGCGAGGCUGUUGAUCCCAAGGUUGCGCCUGAAGACGAGGUUGUUGAUCCGGAAGGAGCGCCUGAAGACCAAACUGUUGAUCCGGAAGGAGCGCCUGAAGACGUAGUUGUUGAUCCGGAGGUGGCGCCUGAAGACGAGGCUGUUGAUUCAGUAGGAGCGCCUGAAGACCAAACUGUUGAUCCGGAAGGAGCUCCUGAAGACGUAGUUGUUGAUCCGGAGGUUGCGCCUGAAGACGAGGCUGUUGAUCCGGAAGGAGCGCCUGAAGACGAGGCUGUUGAUCCGGAAGGAGAGUCUGAAGACCAAACUGUUGAUCCCGAGGUUGCGCUUGAAGACGUGGCUGUUGAUCCGGAAGGAGCUCCUGAAGACGAGGCUGUUGAACCAGUAGGAGCGCCUGAAGACGAGGCUGUUGAUCCGGAAGGAGCGCCUGAAGACGAGGCUGUUGAUCCGGAAGGAGAGUCUGAAGACCAAACUGUUGAUCCGGAGGUUGCGCCUGAAGACGAGGCUGUUGAUCCGGAAGGAGCGCCUGAAGACGAGGCUGUUGAUCCGGAAGGAGAGUCUGAAGACCAAACUGUUGAUCCCGAGGUUGCGCCUAAAGACGUGGCUAUUGAUCCGGAAGGAGCUCCUGAAGACGAGGCUGUUGAUUCGGAAGGAGGGCUUGAAGACCAAACUGUUGAUCCCGAGGCUGCGCCUGAAGACGAGGCUGUUGGUCCGGAUGGAGAGUCUGAGGACCAAACUGUUGAUUCGGAAGGAGGGCCUGAAGACGAGGCUGUUGAUCCAGAAGGAGCGCCCGAAGACGAGACUGUUGAUUCGGAAGGAGCUCCUGAAGACGAGGCUGUUGAUACGGAAGGAGCUCCUGAAGACGAGGCUGUUGACCCCGAGGUUGCGCCUGAAGACGAAGUUGUUGAUCCGGAAGGCGCUCCUGAAGACCAAGCUGUAGAUCCGGAAGGAGCACCUGAGGACGAGGCUGUUGAUCCAGAAGGGGCGCCUGAAGGCCAAAGUGUUGAUUCGGAGGUUGCGCCUGAAGACCAAACUGUUGAUCCGGAAGGAGCACCUGAAGACGAGGCUGUUGAUCCGGAAGGAGCUCCUGAAGACGAGGCUGUUGAUCCAGAAGGAACGCCUGAGGACGAUACUGUUGAUCCAGAAGGAGCACCUGAAGACGAGGCUGUUGAUCCGGAAGGAGCACCUGAAGACGAGGCUGUUGAUGCUGUAGGAGCUCCUGAAGACGAGGCUGUUGAUCCAGUAGGAGCUCCUGAAGAUGUGACUGUUGAUCCAGUAGGAUCGCCUGAUGAUGGAAGUGAUGAGGACAUUGUUCCUGUAGUACUUUCUAAAGACGAUACUGAUAUUGCCGUAGCCGAUUCUGAAGAUGAAAAAACUCCAGAAGACAAGGAUGCAGACUGA
Messenger RNA from Haliotis rufescens (red abalone), 3432 nucleotides. Its product is annotated as fibrous sheath CABYR-binding protein-like. The coding region runs from base 1 to 3432 and encodes 1143 amino acids. The record is from RefSeq and is a predicted model, not a curated record. The transcript has a single exon. Gene Ontology annotation, biological process: attachment of mitotic spindle microtubules to kinetochore. NCBI's taxonomy places the organism in Eukaryota, Metazoa, Mollusca, Gastropoda, Lepetellida, Haliotidae.